Molecule: messenger RNA, 384 nt
Organism: Fusarium tjaetaba
Lineage: Eukaryota; Fungi; Ascomycota; Sordariomycetes; Hypocreales; Nectriaceae
Exons: 1
Coding region: 1-384 (127 amino acids)
Source: RefSeq, a predicted model, not a curated record
AUGGCUUCUCCCAACGUUCCAUUUCAGGGGGGCUACAAGCGCUUCUUCGUUUAUCUCCGUGAAAAGGAUAAAAGAAAACGUGUACAAGAAUUCCUCAGCAAGCUUGAUAUUGAGCCCGAUCUCGCUCAGAGACAUGAAGCCAGUGUCACUGAGACUGAUCGUUCGAUCCCAUCUGACCUGCCAGCGAUGCCUGAGGCCGCUCCACCACAACAGGAACUCACUGGCAUCUUGCCUUGCCAUUGUCUCAUUGUUGAACAAAAUUUGAGUCGUCUGUUUGAGCGUUUGACAUUGGGUCCUGACACGGAUGCUCAACCUGCUGCCAAGCGUCGAAAACUCUCUCACGGCGGUUCACCUCAUCGUCUUUAUAAGGGUCGCAGAGGUUAG